UCAAAUACACAUCACACACCAGACACACAACUCACCUUAAAGACACAACACAGAUACAAGCACAUGGGAACUCAGUCAAUUACAGAUGUGAAGCCCCGUCCACAGAGAUCCCCACCCAGUGCCACAUGAGGGCUCCGGCAGGAGUCACAGACAGGCCACACAGGCCUUGCAGGCUCAGCAUACAGGACUGCAGGGACACAGGACUCCCAGGCACAAGAGCAGAAACCCAAGCAGGCGCGUUCAGCUGCACACAGGAAACAGACACACCCAGAUGCACACAGACAAACACGUAGUCAGAGAAUGAGGACACAUGAGAUGUGCCUUGGGCACACAACACAGCAGCCACGGCCUUGCAUGCACACACGCACAAAGACACACACGUACAUAGACACAUGGGACAUCUCGGGCCCACAACACAGACAAGCCCCUUCAAAUAGGAAAUAAAGCCUCAGUGACAGCCAGUUCUUCCCUGGAGCCCACUUGCCUCUUGGAGUCCCCACUGACUGGCUUGUGCCUUCCCCAGGAUGGACACGUGGCCGGCGCUGCUCAUCCUGCAAGCCUUGCUGCUACUCCCCAUGGCUGACACUGCUGCCCCUGUCCUGCGCUUUGUGGCUGUGGGUGACUGGGGAGGUGUCCCCAACGCCCCGUUCCACACGGCUCGGGAAAUGGCCAAUGCCAAGGAGAUCGCUAGGACUGUGCAGAUCCUGGGAGCAGACUUCAUCCUGUCCCUGGGGGACAACUUUUACUUCACUGGCGUGCAGGAUGCCAAUGACAAGAGGUUCCAGGAGACCUUUGAGGACGUGUUCUCUGACCGCUCUCUUCGCAAUGUGCCCUGGUACGUGCUGGCCGGAAACCACGACCACCUCGGCAAUGUCUCGGCACAGAUCGCCUACUCCAAGAUCUCCAAGCGCUGGAACUUCCCCAGUCCCUUUUACCGCCUGCGCUUCAAGAUCCCACGCACCAAUGUGUCUGUGGCCAUCUUCAUGCUGGACACGGUGACGAUAUGUGGCAACUCGGACGACUUCCUCAGCCAGCAGCCCGAGAGGCCCCGAGACCUGGAUCUGGCCCGCACACAGCUGUCCUGGCUCAAGAAACAGCUGGCAGCGGCCAAGGAGGACUAUGUGCUGGUGGCCGGCCACUACCCCGUGUGGUCCAUAGCCGAACACGGGCCCACCCGCUGCCUGGUCAAGCAACUUCGGCCACUGCUGUCCACAUACAGGGUCACUGCCUACCUGUGUGGUCAUGAUCACAAUCUGCAGUACCUGCAGGAUGAGAACGGUGUGGGCUACGUGCUGAGCGGGGCUGGGAACUUCAUGGACCCCUCGACACGGCAUCAGCGCAAGGUCCCCAACGGCUACCUGCGUUUCCACUAUGGGGCUGAGGACUCGCUGGGUGGCUUUGCCUACGUGGAGAUGACCCCUAAAGAGAUGAGCGUCACUUACAUCGAGGCCUCGGGCAAGUCCCUGUUCAAGACCAGCCUACCCAGACGACCCAGGCCCUGAACCCCCAUGAGAGCCUGGCUCUGAGGCCUGAGGCAGAGGGGGCUCCCCGUUGCUGGGUGGGUGGGCCCCAUGGGGACCUUGGGGCAGGCUUUGUCUUGGGUCUGUAGCACUGCAGCAAAGCACUGUGGCACCACAUGGUCCCUGUGGCACAGAUGCCCACAUUUGUGAAACAGGCAUGGACAUGUGUCCCAGUUACAGCGUCACACCUGUGGCUGUAGCUCACCUCGGCUGAGUUUUGGGGACUGGGGGGCAGGGAGGGAAAGCUGCCUCCUGAAUUAAGCAUCUGUCACUGACAUUCAAUAAAAGAAUAGUUGUCAAGGUUGA
Molecule: messenger RNA, 1826 nt
Organism: Lemur catta (Ring-tailed lemur)
Lineage: Eukaryota; Metazoa; Chordata; Mammalia; Primates; Lemuridae
Gene: ACP5
Product: acid phosphatase 5, tartrate resistant
Exons: 6
Coding region: 525-1502 (325 amino acids)
Biological process (GO): bone resorption
Molecular function (GO): ferrous iron binding; acid phosphatase activity; ferric iron binding
Source: RefSeq, a predicted model, not a curated record